AUGGUAGGAACAGAUACAGUCGGAAGAAACUCGGGAUGCAGUGAGAGUAACGACGGAGAAGAAAUAAAGCACAAAUUGUUUCGACCAUCCACUUCUAAAUCGACGGCGCCGCUGAACACACAUUCGUCGUUAUCACAAAUCAAUAAAAGAAGACUGGAGAUUGGAGUUGAUAUAGAAGCAUUUCGAGUAAACGAAAGGCGUUUUGAGUGUAUUGGAAACGAAAGUUCCAUGGAUGAAGAAGUAAUAAAUAAAAGACGACGGCGUUUACUUGAAGAUGAUCACAGGGAAGAAUCUGAUGCGUUGCAACACGCUCUUGCAUCUAAGCUGCCUCACUCCAUAAGGCACCCAGACGAAGACGAUGAAAAUCUUAUUAGGGAAACUCAAGCAGCGCUAAGAACUCUUUCUGGAAGUUGGUCAAGAGAUCAAACCUGCGCUCAGAGUGGUGAUGAAAACGAAAGUGGCAACGAUUUCGAAAACCUUUUUGAUGACAAGCGAUCAGACAAAAUGCUUCCUUCGUCUCCAUCACAAUCUUCUGAAAGUGCGGAAGCAUCACAGAAAAGUUUUGCCUUACGUAAUAUAAAUGAUGAACAUAAUAACUGCAACUCCAAUGAGGGUAAUAAACAACAAAUGUCUUUGUCAGAUAGAGAGAAGAGCAUUGACGAUGACAGAAAUAGUAGAUACUCUAAUCAUUACGAUGGACCUAAUUUCGACGAACUUGUCGAUUCAUCGUCAAAUGAGUUAGAGAUAGACAUGUCUGAUCGAAACGACGAGAAAUACGAUGAUGAUAAAGACUUAAAUAAUAAACGGAAAAGCGAAAUCAUAGCUGUAAACAAGCAGUCACUGUAUAAUGCUUACAAAGCUGCAACAGCAGCGUUGCCCUUCUCAACGCAAUCUGCGUUUAAGCCACCGGCCGAAGUAAAACAUAAAAUUCCUGGGAACACGUUUCCAAGUGAACCAUUCGGGGGGUAUUCAAACGAACCUGAAAAAAGUUCUGGAGUUAAGGGUUCAAAGCAAUACACGGUGCUUCAGCCGGCGGGUGCUGGAUCGCGAGCGGCGACGGCGUUGCAGGAGGCGCGCGCCGUACCUUCGACACAGCCUGCGCGAGACUCGCGGGCUUUCACAUCGCUUUCGCCGACGCCACAUCGAGUAUUGGCGCUCCACGAGACAAUCUUGAAGUGCCCGACGCCGGGCUGCAACGGCCGCGGCCACGUGAGCUCGAACCGAAGCACACAUCGCUCGCUGUCCGGUUGCCCCACGGCCGCCGCUCGCAAAGCCGCUGCGAGGUCGCAACGCGCCAGACCCGCAGUACCACCCCCAUCGCAUCCACCAAUAAACACAAAUACAGAAAACUCGAAUACAAUACGCGAAAGAGAACGCGAACGUGAGCGCGAACUGGAACGAGAACGUGAACGCGAACGCGAACGUGAACGUGAACGAGAACGUGAACGUGAACGAGAACGAGAAAGGGAACGCGAGCGAGAGCGAGAACGCGAACGGGAGCGUGAACGGGAACGUGAACGCGAACGCGAACGUGAACGCGAGCGCGAGCAAGCGGCGUCGCCGCCGAGUCCCGCCGUGAAAAGCGAAGCACCCGAACUGCUCGUGCCGAAGCGCGAGGCCGCCGAGCCCGAGCGCGACUCCCCCGGUGGGAUGGAGACGCGCCACGCCGGCUACGGCGCGCCGCCCGAUCAGCGAUCGCCUUACGAGCGUCCACCCGACGACCACGUUCGUUCCUACAGUCAAAUGAACGACGCUCGGUACGGAUACGAGUCGCGAUGCUACGAAGGUGCCCCAGCCUUCGAGCGAUACGAUCCGGCACAAUGUCCACAACGUCCAUAUAGCUGGGAGGAAGAAAGAUAUCACGACCCGCAUCUGCCAACGCCAAUGAAAACAGAUCAGUCUGAGCAAGAGACCAGUUCCGGACCAAUAUAUCCUAGACCAAUGUACCACUACGAAGCCGGUAGCGGAGUAGGCGGUGUUGGUGGCGUCAGCGCGAUGGCACCAGGCGUCCCACCCGGCUUCUCCGCGAUCAAUCUAUCAGUGAAGAUAGCAGCAGCCCAGGCGCAACGACCGCGUACUCCCACACCAAGAGACCCACGCGAUCCCCGUCCAGCCAUAGAUCUCUCCACUUCUAGUGGUAGUCCACAGGGUCCAUAUGCAUCCCCGGUGUACACGAGUGCCGGUGGCGGCAGCGGGGGCGGAGCCCGAGGCAGUCCACAGCCAGGCGCUUCGCCCCAGCUCACAGCCAGCCCCCAGGUGCCCAGUCCGCAGGGUCAGACCCUCGACCUUAGUGUGUCCCGUUUACCACAUAGUCGAGGUUUCCCCGGUGGUGUGUCGUAUAGCCGAGAGUCAACACCAGACAGUGGCGGCAGUCAUCCGUAUUUAGAAGCAUAUCAUAGAGAUGCUGCUGGAUACGGUGGAGUCAGUCCGCAUCCAGUAGCUGGUUACGGUUUAGGCCAACCGGACUACGCGGCGGCAGCAGCUGCGGCAGGUUAUGGGGGCUACCAGUACCAAUGCGGUGCUUACCCUCCACCUCCCGCCUACCCUCCACACGCUCCCCCCUAUUCACCACCGUGCUACAUGCCGCCACCCCACGCCCCGCACGACAAGCCUAAGGACAGCAGGUGA
Molecule: messenger RNA, 2628 nt
Organism: Parnassius apollo (apollo)
Lineage: Eukaryota; Metazoa; Arthropoda; Insecta; Lepidoptera; Papilionidae
Source: the annotation of a GenBank genome assembly